Messenger RNA from Cuscuta campestris, 596 nucleotides. Lineage: Eukaryota; Viridiplantae; Streptophyta; Magnoliopsida; Solanales; Convolvulaceae. The record is from the annotation of a GenBank genome assembly.
GUACACUGCCACAUUACCACAAUGCAAAGUCACAUUACCACAGUGCAAAGUCCUAUUCCAGGAAAAAAAACAUGAAAGGCCAGGCCCUAAGAUUCCUGUUGAGUUUGGACUCCGGUAGCUAUCUUGAUCAAGGGGUCAGCCGGGAACCCCAAAUAAACCUUCAUAUAUUAAUUCUCCCCCAAUUUCGAAUUCCUCAAGCCCAAAAAAAAAUUCCAGAAUCUCUCGAUAAGCUUCUUAUUUUUUUUCAUUCAUUCACAGAUCGGGAUUGCGAUUUGCAGAUGGGGAUCAUAAGGAGCUCUUUCAGUUUCCUGUUCGGGACGGCGGUGGGGGUUUACAUCGCCCAGAACUACAACGUCCCCGACCUUAACAAGUUCUACCGGACCGGCGUCGUCAUCGCCAAGCAGUGGGAGGAGAAUUACCGGAAGCCGAAGAAACCCGAAGGAGAUGAGUAGUUAGUUUAUGCCUUUUCCGAUUUUUGCUUGCGAUUUUCGGGUUUUCCUGAGCCGAUUGGCGUUGAGGAAUUUGUUGGAUCUUCUUUUAGUGUUACUAGACAUGAAUCAUGAAUGAUAUUAUUGAUGCAGAUUGAAGGUUACUGA